Messenger RNA from Pochonia chlamydosporia 170, 1101 nucleotides. RefSeq lists its product as hypothetical. NCBI's taxonomy places the organism in Eukaryota, Fungi, Ascomycota, Sordariomycetes, Hypocreales, Clavicipitaceae. The transcript is spliced from 4 exons. The coding region runs from base 1 to 1101 and encodes 366 amino acids. The record is from RefSeq and is a predicted model, not a curated record.
AUGAAGGCCGUUGCCUUGUGCCUUCUUGUAAUCUCGACUGUCGCUCAGGCUGGACCAGUUGGUCACGAUGGGUCAGGGCGGCCAGUAGUAAGGAGAUCUGGCCUCGACAACGGCCUAGGAUCCUUGUUAAGACUCAACUCUGGUGCGAGCGAUGGCCAAGACGCUACUAAUGAAAUCAAAAACACGCCUCGGGACUUCUACACUAUUGUUGGAGAAGAUGGUGCUGUGAACACCGCAAAUGCCCAGCUCCUGUCUAUUGAUGUACCGACAGGCAGGGUCCAACAGGCCGGUACUGGCACAACUGGGCAACAAAACAGUCGAGGUGGUCAACGUGCUCAGAGUAAUCAGAAGGGAAAAGGCGGAGGGAAGCAUCAAAAUGGUCAGAAAACCAAAGGAAAGAAAGGUCAAAAUGGUCAUCACAACCGGAAUGGGAAGAAGGGCCAAAAGGGCCAAUAUAGCCAGCAGCCAGGACGGGCCACAGCAACAACUCCCAGGCCCGAAGGAUUCCGACUCUCUUUGGUCACGGUAACUGUCCAGGCAACGGGGCAGCCAGCCAAUACGGUUACGCGUACAGUCACUGCUUCUUGCAACCAGAACAAUUCUCAACAGCCAAAUCCCACGACUAAUGCCAAUGGAAAUGGCGUUGGCGUGUCAACUAUCCCCAUUGACAAGUCUGCACUUCCAACCACAACUUUCAGCAGUAACCCUCAGGCCGCACCGCCCGUCACUGUACAGAAACCAAGCUCUAGCCCAUCUGUGUCGCCCUCCUCGUCCUCCUCGUCCUCCUCGUCCUCCCCGUCCUCAUCUUCCCAGACAGCUACCCUUAACGGACCUAUUGCGCCUUUGCCGUUGACUUCGGCCAGUAGUACCUCCAGCGCACCCUUGACUAGUUCUCUUCAACUUGGAGGGCUGAAUCCCACUGCCACACCAGUUUUGGAUUCCGCCGUAGCUCCAGGUCCAACAACUCCUGCCGUAGGGGUGGUCGCCCCUGCUCAGCCUGUGAUCAAUCUGUCCGGACUCACCUUGAACAGUGUGCUGGAUCUUGGGAACCUAGCGGGACAGAAGGGACAGGUUCGGGCUUCUCCUACUAGAGCUUUCUAG